CAGAGGCUCGCCUUUAACGUGCUGAGAAAUUCAAAAUCUGGUAACUUCCUACUUGAUUGGGCAUGUUGAACAGCCCACUUCUGAAGUUUCUUGAUCUGAAUAGAGCAUCUACAUCUACUUCGAUUACUAGACACCUUUUCGCAAGUUGUAUUCCUAUCUCGUACAAAAUGGCUCCACCCACCUCCAUAACUGACUCUGGCGCUACCGACAGCGUUCGCGUGGUUACCCAGCGCGUUCAGACUGGGAAACUCUUAGCCAACGAAGCAAAAGACGAAUGGCAUUCAUUUGGUCGUGGACUGGUUUUCCAUGUCUCGUUUACAAAACAAUGCGCCGUCGAAUGUGGACUGUUCGAAGGGGCAUCUUCUGAGACCGUAUCUUCUACAUCUGCUCCUACAUCUUCCUAUUUCAAACGUAUCGCGAAGUCGUUACUCUCAGCAGCUUUGAGUUCCAAGACCGGCGCAUGGCAAGCGGACCAUGGAGACGCUGACUCUGUACUGAAUUUGUUGAAAAGUGGGGAAGCGCAGAGCCUUGUUUUGGUAUGACUCCGUGUGUUGAUGAAGAACGAACCUAAUACACCUUUUUAGGUCAAGAUCUAAAAACUAGAUGGUAUUAUAUUAAGGCGUUUUUGAUGAUCUAAUUCCCAUCCCUCAAGCCAGCCUGGUCGCAAAAUUGACGCCAGGAGACAAGUAUCUCAAGUACCACGCACAAUGUCCCCGAUCUGCAGCUGAGACGCUCUUUGCAGCCUUCGCUGAAGCUUUAGCAGACGUACUGGUUGAAUCACUUAGUCGAGGAGGUACAACUACAUCGGGAAGCAAAGCUGGAGGUAAUGGGAUCGGAGCACCUGGUAAUAAAAAACGAGGCAACAACAAGGAUCCUGAGGACAAACUCCACGUGGCCCCGGAACUCUUUUUCAAGACAUUCGGACCUGGAGGUUGGCAAGAUUUUGAUGAUGGCGAGUAUGCGGAUUUCGAUGAAAAUGGCUUCCCGACUAAAGACGCGAAGACAGGUGAAGAAAUCCCGAAAUCGAGGAAGAAAAAAUUGGAAAAGAUAUGGAGCAAGUAUAAAGAAAAGUGGAAGAAACAAGGUGCCGCUGCAGGUGGAGAGCAAGGUGGAGGAGAAGUCGCGGCGAGCGCAAGCGGUGAAGACGGUGUUGCAGCUGUAGCUACUUUUACUCCCAGUGAUCGACCUAUGACUGACGAACAAGCGCACGAGGCGAAAAACAAAGAGCCCGAGGUACCAGCUCCAGCUCAAGUUGUUGACAAGGUGCUCACCAGCGCAGAAUCUCUAUCUUCGAAAGUAGCAAACAUUACCCUAGCCGAUCCAAAAUCAGGAAAGCCGCAGCUUGUCAUAGGCACAUUUGGCGGCCGGCAAGGUUUAGAAUUCUGUAGUGCUGGACCUUUCACACAUUCCUUUCAGUUCCCUGUUUCAUGUUAGAGUAAGGAAUGACGCACCCCCAUUGGUAUACUAUAAUAUAGUACUUAAACGACCCUUUUCUCCCUCCCUCCCAACUGCACACGUACCCUUAAUUAACUUAAUACAAUGUCUCCACAUCCUUCUCGCUUGCUUUCUCGUCCUCUAGAAUCAUGAUCAUCCUUCAACUCGUCUUUUCUCGUCCUAUUAAUAAUCGUUGUGGUUUAU
Messenger RNA from Amoebophrya sp. A25, 1638 nucleotides. The record is from the annotation of a GenBank genome assembly. NCBI's taxonomy places the organism in Eukaryota, Dinophyceae, Syndiniales, Amoebophryaceae.